Molecule: messenger RNA, 846 nt
Organism: Drosophila subobscura
Lineage: Eukaryota; Metazoa; Arthropoda; Insecta; Diptera; Drosophilidae
Gene: Trf5
Exons: 2
Coding region: 19-840 (273 amino acids)
Biological process (GO): DNA-templated transcription initiation
Molecular function (GO): RNA polymerase II general transcription initiation factor activity; DNA binding
Source: RefSeq, a predicted model, not a curated record
GCCCACAAAGGGAGCUACAUGAUUCAUGAAAAUGCAAGUAAUAAGCGGGCAAAAGAAGAUGUGGUAAGCAUGGGACGUGCAGCUGCAGUGGCAUCCUGGACGGAGGUACAACCGACAACUGGAGCACCGCUUACUCCGCCGAAAGACAUUGAUGUGGUGAACAUUUUUAGAAACAUAUCGGUGCUGCCAGAAAUCGAAAGGCAUAUUCAGCUGCUGUAUCGGCCCUUCACUUGUUUCGUCAGCACGAAGUGUGUGUUCAACCUCUACGAUUUGGGCUUUUUCGUAGGGAAUGCCACGUAUGAGCCGGACAAGCAAUCGGCCCUGUUCGUUCAACAAGUUAAGCCGGUGUGCACCUUGAAGAUCUACACGAAUGGGAGUAUCUGCUGCAAGGGCUAUAGCCAUGAAGGCACACGAGUCGGGCUUUUACAAUUCGAAGCAGUUCUGGAGCAGGCAGGCUACAGACCGGCGGUUUCCCGUUUCAGGUAUAAUGUUGUAAACGCAACAUUUUGUGUGCCGUUUCAACUGAAUCUGGAGUGGAUGAUUCUAUCGUCUCAUCACAGUGUCGUGCACGACAAUAGCCAACCGUUUAUCUUCCACCCAAUGCCCAAAACCAAAAUCAAAUUUGCCAUUUUCCCAACGGGCUUUGUGUACGUGCUGGGCUGCAAGUUGCCCAACGAAACCAAGGAUGCAAUAGCCUUCAUCAUGCCCAUUUUGUAUCGCUAUAAGGCAGAGAGCCAAGACUCACAGCAGGACCUGCAGCUGAGCCUCGGUGACAUAAGCUCCACACUGCUCUGGGAGAGAGAGUUCCAAAAACAGGAGGACUUCUCAAUGCCAUGGUAGUCUAAG